Molecule: messenger RNA, 975 nt
Organism: Suillus fuscotomentosus
Lineage: Eukaryota; Fungi; Basidiomycota; Agaricomycetes; Boletales; Suillaceae
Exons: 2
Coding region: 1-975 (324 amino acids)
Molecular function (GO): protein binding
Source: RefSeq, a predicted model, not a curated record
AUGGCACGAAGACACGCUUCCUUGUAUUUCUUUGAUGGCAACAUCGCGCUUAUGGCCUCGAAUGAUUUUGGCGAAAAAACUGUCUUUCGAGUACACCAAUCAAUCCUUUCACAUUAUUCCACCGUCUUUGCGGAUAUGUUGGCGCUGCCGCCUGUUCCGGAGGCCGAGACAUAUGACGACGUUCCACUAGUGUGCUUGCCCGACAACGCUGAAGAGAUCGAAUCCUUAUUGAAAGCCAUAUACCUUCCGCGCUUUCCCCCAUUAUACCCACGCCUAUCCCGAUGCGCACCUCGCACAAUUUACCAUCUCUUGAAUCUCUCAAAUAAAUAUGAGAUAAACGAACUUCGUCGUGAGGUUGUUCAACAAUUGGAAGCAGAUUGGCCAACUUCGCUAGCUCGGUGGGAUCAACUAGAAGGUGAAAUUGCCGGAUUGGCCGACCCAGACAGCGAUUCUAUGCGUUGCUUACUCCCCGAGGAUCCGCUUCCAGACCCCGCGUCCGCCAUUCAAUUGGCCCGCGAGUGUCAGGUCCCAACUAUAUUACCUGCCGCCUUUUAUCAUCUUUCACGGCUCUCUAUCCGUUGCCAGCCUGACAAAGCCUCCUCUAUAUGCAAGCCACGGCGCCGCACCGCAAAUUGGGGUCUCCUCACAGCAGGAGAUCUGCGGUGCCUCCUUUUAGGCAGGGAGGGUCUUCUGCAAGUCACUGAUUCCAUGCUCACGACUGAGGCCAGCGAUGUCGACGGUCAGAUACACUGGAUGGUGGAUAGGUGUAGGGGAUCCCAGCGAGUAGAAGUUAUGAACAACAUACGUGAAGAAUGCCAGAGUACUCCAGAUAUCCUCGCGACUCUUCGCGGGCAUGCUACAACGGAGGAGCUCCUAACUUGUCAAAUUUGUCGCCGCAUGAUUAGAGACAGGCUAAAGCAAGUUCGUUACGCACUAUGGACUAAGUUACCUUCGUUAUUUCAGCUGGAGAAUUGA